ACCUUUAACUCUCCACUUCAGUCCUAUUUCCAUCAAUUUGUCUCUGUCAUCAUAGAAUAUACCAGAGAAUAUCACGAAAAGACCAAUAUCUUAUUUUUUUUUCUACUGCUGAGUUUAGGGCAGUCGCUGUGGAUUUACGCAUGCUCAGUCGACGUUGCAACAACAGCCAAUCAUGUGCGAGCAACAGCACACUUAUAUUUGCAUGAGGUAGAUAUAAAUCUCUGUCCUGGUGGCGUUCUGUGUUAUUGAUCCUGAGCGGCAAGAUUGAUUGAAAAGAUGCCGGCCGAACCUGGAAAAGCGCCUAAGAAGGGCUCGAAGAAAGCUGUGACAAAGGCUACUAAGUCUGGCAAGAAGAGGCGAAGGACCAGGAAGGAGAGUUAUGCCAUCUACGUGUACAAGGUGCUGAAGCAGGUCCAUCCUGAUACCGGUAUUUCAUCAAAGGCUAUGGGCAUCAUGAACUCCUUCGUGAGCGACAUCUUCGAGCGUAUUGCCGGUGAAGCCUCCCGUCUGGCUCACUACAACAAGCGCUCCACCAUCACCUCCAGGGAGAUCCAGACCGCCGUCCGCCUGCUGCUGCCCGGGGAGCUGGCCAAGCACGCCGUGUCUGAAGGCACCAAGGCUGUGACCAAGUACACCAGCUCCAAGUAAACCCGCUGAUAAAACAGCACAAAGGUCCUUCUCAGGGCCACCCACCUCUUCUAAAACGGCAGCUAUUCAUCAUAUUUAGUGAUUAGUGUACACCUCCUAAUGUUAUUACUGUUUUCUAUUUUCUCUGUUGGGAACCACGACUGUAGUAAGACCUGUAUGUAGUGAUAAGUUCUGACACAUGAGGUUGAUUUUCAGUGGCUUUAGUUCAGAGCCAUUUCUUUCUUACUAAGUGUGAACCAUCAAAUGCUGUUACCAAGUCAUUACAAAUGAUUAUUAAAGGAAAAGUUCACCCAAAAA
Molecule: messenger RNA, 945 nt
Organism: Acanthopagrus latus (yellowfin seabream)
Lineage: Eukaryota; Metazoa; Chordata; Actinopteri; Spariformes; Sparidae
Product: histone H2B 3-like
Exons: 1
Coding region: 277-648 (123 amino acids)
Cellular component (GO): nucleosome
Molecular function (GO): protein heterodimerization activity; DNA binding; structural constituent of chromatin
Source: RefSeq, a predicted model, not a curated record